Molecule: messenger RNA, 915 nt
Organism: Fusarium sp. VM40
Lineage: Eukaryota; Fungi; Ascomycota; Sordariomycetes; Hypocreales; Nectriaceae
Source: the annotation of a GenBank genome assembly
AUGUACUUCUCCAACUUCAUCGUCACCCUGGCCUCGAUGGCCUCGAUGGCUUCUGCCAUCCCCGCCCCUGAUGCCGUCCUCGACACCACCUCCAGCAUCUCCCCCAGCGACUUCACCAUCCGCUCCGACUCGGCCUCCACCCUCGAGGCCCGCACCAGCUUCUCCUGCCCCGGCGCCAUGUCCUACUGCCCCUGGACAAAGGCCUGCUCAUGCCCUCCCGGCCAGUCCUGGGACGGCAGAGCCAAGCAGUGCGCCGGCAAGAAGGCUACCGGCUGCUACCCCAAGCCCACCACCGGCGCCUACGUCGACGCUGGUGUUGAUGUCAAGCUCGGCACUUACUGCGCUGCUUCUCCUUACAAGAUCGUCAAGUACAACACCAAGCACGCCUACUGCCAGGCCAGCCUCCAGAACACCGUCUUCGUCGCCCCUCUCGCCAUCGACGCCGAGAUCGGUCUCUACGCCGGCAAGGCCAUCAACGUCAAGGGCCAAAUCAGCGCCCACCUCAAGACCACCUGCGGAGGUCUCGCCGGUCUCUACCUCGAGAGCUCCGUCGACGCCGUCGCCCUCUUCAACACCAAGCAGUACGGAUACGCUGUCCGUCCCGGUAGCGUCACCGGCGGUCUCUCCUACGCCGUUGUCGACUUCGUCAAGAGCAUCACCUGCAUGCUCGGCCUCGGAAACUGCCAGGUCUACGACUGUGUCUCCUACUGCUCCAAGGGCUGCAAGAACUACAUCGACGUCCGCGGCAGCAUCGGUGGCUACGUCAAUGGCCUUGCUGGUUUCUGCGUCGCCAAGGACACCGUCCUCUUCAUCAACAAGGUUGGCGCCUGUGCCUCUGUCAAGAUCUCCGGUCUUAUCAAGAUCGUUGGCAGCAUCCACGUCAGCCUCAAGGGACUCUUCAACUGCGGCUGCUAA